Messenger RNA from Thrips palmi, 2906 nucleotides. RefSeq names its product facilitated trehalose transporter Tret1-like. The record is from RefSeq and is a predicted model, not a curated record. Gene Ontology annotation, cellular component: membrane. The transcript is spliced from 5 exons. Lineage: Eukaryota; Metazoa; Arthropoda; Insecta; Thysanoptera; Thripidae. Gene Ontology annotation, molecular function: sugar transmembrane transporter activity. Bases 707 to 2125 code for a protein of 472 amino acids. Gene Ontology annotation, biological process: transmembrane transport; carbohydrate transport.
UGCAUAUCCUUCAGGCGCAUCCGCGCCUGUCCUCGGUGACCCCGGGCCGGGGUGCAUGACCUACCCCUACACUGCCUGCCUUGGUGCCGGGCUUGGCGCCGGCCUCCCGAUGGGCCGAUAGGGGUAGCACCAGUUGGUUCAAUCACACCUGACCCCCACCCCACACUUGUGCCAUUUACAUAAUCAUUCAUUGUCCUCCCCUCCCCUUCCCUUCGUCCACACGCGCCACACACGUAACACCCCGGCCGCUACGCUAUACACUCUACGCCGCUCCACGGCUACGCCAAGCCACUUGACGGUGGACGCUACCGCGGCAGGGAGUCGGGACGGUAUCUGAAUCUGACCGCCCAGUCGAGCGGAGCGGGAUCACGCAUCACUCCGCCAGGCAGCGGAGCAGCGGAGUCUCCACGACGUCGCGCAGCGCGCAGCCACGCGCAGCAGCCACCCGGGGGGCCGCCAAGCCCAGCCAAGCCGCGACGCCGCGACGAGAAACCGGCAGAGCCAGAGUCCCCUGCGAGGGCCGCGCGGCACACUGUCACUGCGAGACGCCCAGGGCGAGCAGGGCGAGCAGGGCCACGCGGAGGACCGCGACGAGGACCCACAGGACGAAGCCCUUCUUCAAGGGCGCGGGGAGCUCGCGGCCGUGACACGCCGUUACACCGAGACCUGACCAGCCGCCGGCCGCUGAUCAAGUGAAGCCAGGACCAUGGCGCCCCCGGGCAAGAAGCUCCCGCAGUACACCGCGGCCGUCAUAGCGUCCAUGUCGGUGAUGGCGGCGGGGUGCUGCAUCGCCUGGCCCUCCCCCGCCCUCAAGAUCCUGGGCUCGGCGGACGCGCCCUUCAAGCUGCAGGACGGCGAGGGCUCGUGGAUCGUGUCGCUCAAGAACCUGGGCAACAUCCUGGCGCCGCUGCCCACGGGGUGGCUGAUGGGUAGGAUCGGGCGGCGCGCCACGCUGCUGGGCUCGGCGGUGCCCUUCAUCGCGUCCUGGGGGCUGCUGCUGCUCUUCAAGACGGCGCCGCUGCUCUACCUGGCGCGCGUACUGGGCGGCCUGGGCGUGGGCAUCGCCUUCACCGUGGCCCCCAUCUACCUGGGCGAGAUCGCCGACACCGAGGUGCGCGGCGCGCUCGGCACGCUGCUGCAGGCCAUGCUGUACUGCGGCAUCCUGCUGGAGUACUGCGUCGGCCCAUACGUCAGCUACUACUCGCUGGCCCUGGUGUCCGGCGCCGUGCCCGCCAUCUUCGCGGUGCUCUUCUUCUUCAUGCCGGAGUCGCCGCACUGGCUGCUGCAGCGCGGCCGGCGCGAGGACGCCCGCCGGUCGCUGCGGUGGCUGCGCGGCACGGACGAGCAGUCCGUCGCGGCCGAGCUCGGCGAGAUGACGCGCGCCAUGGAACUGCAGGCCGGCGACACCAAGGGCGGCGCCUCCAUGAAGGACGUCAUCUGCAGCCGCGGCCCGCGCAAGGCCCUCAUCAUCGUCGUCACCCUCCAGGUGCUCAAGGAGAUGUCUGGUAACUCCGCCGUGGUGGCGUACGCCGCCACGACGCUGCACGGCACGGGGUCGCCCUACUCGGACGAGUACGUGAUCGCCAUCGGCGUGGUCAUGUUCCUGGCCACCAUGGCGUGCACGCAGCUCGUGGACCGCGCCGGCCGGCGGCCGCUGCUCCUCGCGUCCUGCGGCCUGUCCGCGCUGUCGCUGUCGACGGCGGGGCUCUACUUCUUCCUCAAGUGGGUGGACCCGAAGAUGGACGCCCCCACGUGGCUGCCGGUGGGCGGCCUGCUGGCCUACGGCGUGGCGUACCCGCUGGGGUUGGCGCCCAUCCCCGCCGCGCUGCUGGGCGAACUGUUCCCCGCGCACCUCAAGGGGCUGGCGGCGUGCUCGGCGGCCAUCUCGCUGUCCAUCGCGUCGCUCGUCGUCACCAAGCUGUACCACGUGGUGGGCACGGCGGUCGGCAUGCACGUCGUGUACUGGACGUUCGCCGCGUCGUGCGUCGGCGGCGCCGCCUUCGUGGCCACCUUCGUGCCGGAGACGAAGCGCAAGACCUUCCAGCAGAUCCAGGACGAGCUCAACGGGCUGCCCCGCGAGAAGGGCGCCUACGAGGCCGACGAGCCGCUCAAGAUCAUGGCGUGAUGAAGCGCCAGGAGCCCUGGAGGUCGUCGUCAAGGACAGGGGGAGGAAGAGGGAGCUCAGAGUCUCCGCCGCGGGCCGGCUGUUGGUUGGGUUGCCACCACGGCGACCGCGGGCGCAGCGCGGAGCGCGGUCUAGAGCGCGGAAGCCUGGUUCGUUCGGUUGCCGAUCUAGCCCGUAAUGGUAAUAGUAAUCGGCUGACGCAGCCAGCGCGUCAGUUGGGUUGCCUACUCUCGGUUAGCAGGCGCUCAAGCCUCAAUGGCAUCGCCCAGGCAAACGGUAAUGAACGUUGCAUAUCCGUGGUCCGAACCCGAAAAUUUCGUGCACCAUGGGAACAUUUCGGCAAUAUUUCCAUAUUCUAGUAGGACGCCGCAGCAGUAUGAUGCUUAGACUUCAUAAGGCUGCAGAGAAAAGACUGAAUUAGCUCUCGAUAAUAAUGCCAGAAUAGUUUUCCUAGGUAUACGUCGCAUUUAGUGCCAUAAUUAUUUAUAGCACAUCUUUGUUCAGAAAUGGUUCAAGUUGUGCCUUCAGAAAACUGCUUUCCUAGCAGUAGCAUUUUAUAAACUGCCUUAAUGUGUAAAUUUAUUGUAUACGUUUAAGCAUUUAUAGACUGCCUUCUUUUGUAAAUUUAUUGUACAUUCUUGUUAUUUAAAGCGGUUCUGUGAUCUGCAAAGGGUAGCAAUUUACAAUUUUUAUCGGUGUUUGUAACAAUGGAUGGGUUUAUUUAAACAAGGAAGAAAGAGCACACCAUAUUGGUGUAUUAAACUUUAGAAGUGAUUGGUAA